Messenger RNA from Aspergillus ruber CBS 135680, 2233 nucleotides. RefSeq lists its product as uncharacterized. Gene Ontology annotation, molecular function: FAD binding. The coding region runs from base 176 to 2017 and encodes 613 amino acids. The transcript has 4 exons. NCBI's taxonomy places the organism in Eukaryota, Fungi, Ascomycota, Eurotiomycetes, Eurotiales, Aspergillaceae. The record is from RefSeq and is a predicted model, not a curated record.
AGGGCGAGAUAUGAUACGUGAUGCAAGCCCUGUCAACCGUGUGUAUAUGGCUAGUGUUAAAUCUACAGGAGGCAGUAACCUGGUACAGCUCGCGCGGCGCUAAAUAUCUCAUCAUUGACUCUCGCCUCUCACUCUCACCAUCAUACAUACACUUGGAGCAAUAUUGAGAAUCAGAAUGCCAGAAAAUUACGACAUCGUGAUCGUCGGUGCCGGUCCCGUCGGACUUAUGCUCUCAGCCUGCCUAUCCCGGCUAGGAAGCUACAAGAUCAAACAUAUCGACAACCGUGCCGAGCCCACGUCAAUAGGCCGCGCAGAUGGCAUUCAAGCGCGUACAUUGGAUGUGCUACAAAGUAUGGAACUGAAGCGGCCCAUCUGGGCCUUCAAUCCAGGCCUCAUAUACGAGGUGGCCUUCUGGGGCGCAACACCGGAUGGAAAGGGCAUUCAGCGCACAGGUACCUCUAAGAGUUAUCCUGAUCACGUCGACACAAGGUACCCGUUCACAACUAUCCUACAUCAGGGUCGCAUUGAGGGAAUCUUUCUGGAUGAUCUUCGUUCGCGUGGGGUUGAGGUACAGCGGCCAUGGACGAUUAAGGCUUAUCAGUAUCAUGGACAGGACUCUGCGUACCCUGUUGACGUGGAUCUCGUGAGAUUGGAUAGCUUUGAGAUGGAGAAAGUCAGGACUAAAUAUCUGUUCGGCGCUGAUGGGGCUCGGAGUGCAGUGCGGGAGCUUUUGAAGAUCCCCAUGAUCUAUAAGGAUCCGACGGUGCACGUGUGGAGUGUUAUAGAUGGUGUUGUCAAGACAGACUUUCCGGAUAUGCAGAUCAAGUGCACAAUUCGCUCUCCUCGCGGCUCCUCUAUGGUCAUUCCCCAAGGGAACAACCGCGUGAGGGUCUACGUACAGAUCACGCCCCAAGAAGGUAAAAGCAAUUCGGCGUCUGCAUCACAGGCAAGCAUUCAGAGCAUGGCAAACGAGAUCCUGAGCCCUUACCACGUGGAAUGGGAAAUAGUCGACUGGCACUCGUCGUACCACAUCGGACAGGGCAUCUCGCAACGAUACUCCUAUGAAAACCGUAUCUUCAUUGGAGGAGACGCCUGCCACACCCAUAGCCCAAAAGCCGGCCAAGGCAUGAACUACGGCCUGUUAGACGCACACAACCUCGCCUGGAAACUGCACCUUGUAGAGUCAGGGCUCAUGAAGCCCGAGUUACUGAGCACAUACGAGCAAGAACGACGACAAGCCGCAGAGCGAUUGAUCGAGUUCGAUGCCACUUACGCGGGUCUCUUUAGCUCCCAUGACCCCUCCAAUCAGGCAAAUGACGAAUUCGUGCGCAUCUUCAAACAAAACUCACUUUUGCUUAGCGGAUAUGGUGUUGAGUACCCCACCAACGCACUUACAGUAACCAGCUCUAACGAUUUAUUCUUGUCUUCGCUGCACGGCCUCCGACCUGGUCGCAACUUGCCCCCGGCAAACGUCACAAGGGUCAUUGAUGCUUGCGAGGUGCCUCUAGAGCGUGAUAUCCCCUUCAACGGCAGUUUCAGGGUGUAUAUUUUUGCAGGAGACCAGCAGCCAACAGGAAAGGCUCUUAUGGACCUGGCUGGGCAACUCACGCGGGGAGACUCGGCUCUUUCUCGGUUCCUGGGUUGCCAGCCCAAUUUGUCCUAUGACAAAAGACAUAACCCUCACUCAGAACUAUUUACGUUCUCAAUUGUGUUUAAUUCCAAGCGGGCCGGGAUUGAACUUGCCAGCCUGCCAGAACUAUUUGUGCCUUAUCGGUACCAUGUGUACUCUGAUGAAUCUCGCAGCAGGAAAUCCCAUACUGAGGGGCAUGGAAUGGCGCACGCAAAGAUGGGAUUUGAUUCGCGAGAAGGGGGCGCGAUUGUCGUCCGUCCGGAUGGGUAUGUUGGGUGUAUUGUAAAGUUGGUGGAGGGCAAAAAGGUCGCAGAGGCGCUCGAUCAAUAUUUCUCUGGAUUUGUGUCAAGAAUUCCCAUCAUAGAGCCGAUUCAGAGUAUGUUGUAGACAGCGACUAGAUUUGGUUAGACUUAGUUUAUCAUGUCCUAAAUGUACAGUCUUUUGAAAUGGAAAUUUCGAAUUGCUGUUAUCUUGGCUACUAUGACUCGAGUUCCUUGACUGAGACCUUCAGGAACUAACCACAGCCACAAAAUAGAGUGUAUGUUUCGUUUUGUUUAUAUAUUACAAUUAUUUACAUUUUUAAGCUCCACAAUACUGGCGUCC